Prorocentrum cordatum is the source of this 548-nucleotide messenger RNA. Lineage: Eukaryota; Dinophyceae; Prorocentrales; Prorocentraceae. The record is from the annotation of a GenBank genome assembly.
CGCCGGCCCCGCGGGCCGCCCUCGUAGCGCGCUCGCGCGCGAUGGCGCCGCAGAGGGGGGCGCCUGCCCGGCGGGCGCGGCUGGCCGUCCUGGCGCCGGCCGCGGUCGCCGGGCUGAACGCGACAGGCGCUCUGUUGGACCACCUGUGCGAGGGCCACGACGAGGAGUGGGGGUCCUGCCCGGACCUCGGGACGUGCGACGACUGCACCCCGGUGGACUGCCGCUUCUCCCAGUGGGGCGAGUGGUACGAGGGCGACGGCUGCAUCGGCCUGCACUUCCGGCACCGGAGCGUGCGGGUGCCAAACAACAAGUGCGGAAAGCCUUGUGAGGGCGCCAAGAUCGAGUCCGAGGUGCACCUCAAGCCAGAGUGCAGGAGCCGCACCCAGGACUGCACGUUCACCGAGUGGGGCGAAUGGAGCGCGUGCGAGGACGACCUCGGCCAGUCCACCCGCGCGCGGGAGGUGGACAGGCCGCCCAGCCUGGGCGGGGAGCCCUGCGCCGGUGGGCUGGAGGAGACGCGGCCGUGCGGCGGUCCCGACAAGCAGGAC